Arabis nemorensis is the source of this 489-nucleotide messenger RNA. NCBI's taxonomy places the organism in Eukaryota, Viridiplantae, Streptophyta, Magnoliopsida, Brassicales, Brassicaceae. The record is from the annotation of a GenBank genome assembly.
AUGGCAAGUUUGCUUACUAACCUUCCUUAUCACAAUGGAUUCAACCCCACUACUGGCGACGAAGAAGGUUCAAGAUUCAUCACAAACACUAACCCUAAUUUCAUCACUCCAAGCCAUCUCUCUCUUCCGUCUCCUCAUGUUAUGACCCCAUUGAUGUUCCCAACUUCGAGAGAAGGAGAGUUCAAGUUUCUAACCACCAACACAAACCAACCUCAUCAUCAAGAUAAUAACUUUUACAACAAUCUUGAUGUUUUUCCAGCCACACCAAUCAUAAACAAUAAUGAUCCCCAAUGGCCAGCAUUACCAGAUCUCCCAGCGAGUACCAUUUCCACUUUCCAAGAAACCCUUCAAGACUUUGAUGAUGCUAAUAAACUCAACGUUAUUGUAACACCAUACAACGAUAAUGGCGAUUCUCGAAGCAUUCUUCCUUUAAUGGCUACAAAGUUAUUAUGCGGAGAAGUUCUUGAAGGCAAAGUUAUAGUCGUGUGA